GGCCUCUGCACUACACCAACGUGAUCAUGCCGAGCAUCUUCGGAAUCAUCUGCUUUCUGGGUAUCAUUGGGAACUGCAUCAUCAUCUACAUCAUUUUCAAGAAGACCAAGUUCCGAGCGAAGCAAACGGUGCCAGACAUUUUCAUCUUAAACCUCUCCAUCGUGGACCUCCUGUUCCUCUUGGGCAUGCCCUUCCUGAUCCACCAGCUCCUGGGCAAUGGCUCCUGGUGCUUCGGCUCCAUCAUGUGCACCAUCAUCACAGCACUGGACACCAACAGCCAGAUUGUCAGCACCUACAUCCUCACCGCCAUGACCAUGGACCGCUACUUAGCCACGGUCCACCCCAUCAAAUCCACCUACAUUCGGACGCCUUGCAUUGCAACCAUGGUCAUCUGCCUGGUGUGGCUCCUGUCCUUGCUGACCAUCAUCCCUGUCUGGAUGUAUGCAGGUUUGAUGUCCCUCAAAGAUGGGUCUGUUGGAUGUGCCCUCCUCCUGCCCAAUCCUGCCAUCGACACCUACUGGUACACCCUCUACCAGUUCCUGCUGGCCUUCACCUUCCCGCUCAUAAUCAUCUGUGUGGUGUACUUCAAGAUCCUCCAGCACAUGUCCACCACGGUUGCCCCUCUCCCCCAAAGAAGCCUUCGGGUGCGCACCAAAAAGGUCACCCGCACGGCUGUUGCUAUCUGCCUGGCAUUCUUCAUCUGCUGGGCGCCCUACUACAUCUUGCAGCUGGUCCAUCUAGGUGUGCAGAGGCCCACCAUGGCCUUCAUCUAUGCCUACAACAUCGCCAUCAGCAUGGGCUAUGCCAACAGCUGCAUCAACCCCUUCCUGUACAUCGUGCUGAGCCAGACCUUCAAGAGACAGUUCAUGGUGGCCAUCCAGCCAGCCCAGGAGCAGUUUCGGGUUAAUAACAGCAUGACUGAUGGUAGCGUGAGUCUCAGGCUGGCCCCAGAGUCUACUCAGCAGUCUAAUUUUUCCAGAGAGUACUCACAAAACGCUCUCCCCAUGACUGUAGCGUCCCACUGAAGCGGACGGGCAAAUAGAGAAAGCACGACAGUGGACACGCAGCAAUCCCUUAGGGUUAGUUUUUGAGCCCGACAGUUUAUGCUGGUGAGGCAGUAUAGCCUCGAAGCCCCCAUUCUCCUCAAUACUCAUCUCAGUACAAAGCACCUUCACUUACAGACAGACCGUCAAUGUUGUAGAUUUCUUACAUUCACUGCACACAUAGUGGCCAUUAAUCAUGACUAAACUGAAGCGUGCGCUGCCACGUCAUUGGAGGUGAAUGGAUAGCAUUAGUUCAGCGAUGGCACAGGCUGAUCCAGCUUUACAGCCUUACUGUGAAGUGGAAUGUCAAAACCUCUGUAAGCUAAGGCAUGCGUUUAUCACUAGUCUAAGGGGGUCUUUAUCAUCCGUCAGUCAUCACAAACCAAAAACAAAACUGUGUCCCAGGUGACUAACUUUCGCUCCAUUGGAAGCCCAAGGGAGAUCCAGACCCUGCCCAGAUCUGAAAUACAUUCUCCUUUGAGAGGGCAAGUGAAUCCUAUUCCUUGGAGGUCAGACAAUCCAAGUGCUGUGAAAGAUUGCGAGCUCCAGGGAAGGAAUGAAUCAGUGUGUCUCCUGGGAAGAAUUCACUGAAACUGCCUGCAAAUGUGCCACUCUCUGUACAGCCCACUUUGUACAAGUAUAGCUCUGUAUUAGCCAUUUGGGAUCAAAUUCAGUGAGUUAUUGUGAGGUGCACCAUGUAAAGAGAAUAUGCAGCUUGGAAUAGCCCACAUUGAUUUUCAAGUACCAGUGAAUCUUUAUGGUGAUACAUAACAAAUACAUCAAGGCAGCUGCUGUAUACAUUUUUAAAUCAAUAUGUGCCUGUAGACCUUUAAUUAAAGCUUUCUGUUAUCAGAUUGGGCAAAUGGCAGUUUCAAAUCCAUAUAAUAAUUUUUUUAGCUAACAAAAAACAGAAUCAGGUGGAGCUGAUGCAGUUCAAAGGUCACAGAGCGACAU
Molecule: messenger RNA, 1997 nt
Organism: Polyodon spathula (Mississippi paddlefish)
Lineage: Eukaryota; Metazoa; Chordata; Actinopteri; Acipenseriformes; Polyodontidae
Product: melanin-concentrating hormone receptor 1-like
Exons: 1
Coding region: 27-1025 (332 amino acids)
Biological process (GO): neuropeptide signaling pathway
Cellular component (GO): membrane; neuron projection
Molecular function (GO): melanin-concentrating hormone receptor activity; neuropeptide binding
Source: RefSeq, a predicted model, not a curated record